Molecule: messenger RNA, 2106 nt
Organism: Syngnathoides biaculeatus (alligator pipefish)
Lineage: Eukaryota; Metazoa; Chordata; Actinopteri; Syngnathiformes; Syngnathidae
Product: proteasome subunit beta type-11-like
Exons: 1
Coding region: 1215-2009 (264 amino acids)
Cellular component (GO): proteasome core complex
Molecular function (GO): threonine-type endopeptidase activity
Source: RefSeq, a predicted model, not a curated record
AAAAAGACACUUUCCAUUUCCUCUGGAAUAUCAACUCAGGAUACAUUUUGAAAAGCUCUGUAGAUGGUAAAUUAUAAACAGCAUAUUCUUGGCCAACUCAAAAUGGACCCAGAACUGUGUGCGCACUGAAAACGAACAGAGUUCAGCUUGAAACGGCUUCGUGUUUUCUUGUAACAUCGACGGCCCGAUAACUGGCUAUAAAUGGCAACUGACACGUGCUCAAAGGUGAUACCGGCACAUUUUUACAACCCUCAGGCAAAUUUCCCACACUGCUACAAUUUAAAUGCCUUGCGCAGUCAGCGGAGACACAUUUAGCGGCGAUAACAUCGAGUGCGCGUUGGCUUCAAGGCUGAUUAAAAGCAGAGACAUAAUCCAACGUCACGUUGAUUCCGGGAGCUGGCGCGGGCCCGGUCCUUCGCGCUAACGCGGCCCAUCGGACCACGCGAGCUUCCCGGUCUUGCAUGUUUUACAUGCUGCACCCGUAACGGGACACCUCACGCUAGGCUGGACUGAUGCGGCGUUAGUUACCCUGUUUGGGAUUCUAUCUGAGAACAAGCCACAGGAGAGACGCAUCAAAAGCUGCCGAGUUUGACUUCAUUUGAUCCGUCUCGGCGUCCUUCGCUUCGACGCGGCUUUGAAGAAAUGCGAUCUGAAAAAGGACCUGGACUAAUGACUCGCGGCCGGCUGAAUGUUUGGCUUCAAAGGAAGGAAGCGGUAAAUGUUGCCGAUGCCUCGGGUAUAAAAAGCAGACGGCGUAGAACUUGCGGCCGACGCGUUAAGAUCCGUCACGAAUGUUUUUGCGGUGGAGCGUCAGAGAGGACAAAGGCUCGACGAUGUCGGUGAAGAGUCAACAGACACCAAGGCAGUAACGGCGAAGCGGAAGUUCAACAACGACUGAUCGCGAAGAAUUGACGACAAAAGUUUGAUGACCAAUGGAGGUUUAACAACCCCAAAAAAAUCGACACAGACGCAAGUAAAAAGUAUUGACACAGACAAGGCGAAGACGGUAUUGUGCUAGCAAAUGACCGACUGAAGACGACAACAGCAAAGACGACGAGACCUCAUCAAGAAAAACACUUACGUAGGGUCUGUGACGACGACGCUACAGAAGGAAGGGGAAACUGUGAAGGUUUGGCGUCGUUACGUGACAAAAAGUAGACGGCAAGGUUGGUCAGAAAUCUGUUUUUGCCGUAACCACCGAUCGGUUGUGCGCGAUGGCGUUACAGGACGUGUGUAAUUCCCUGGCCUCCACUCUGCCUACGGGCCCAUUGGACUUUUCCAUUCCUGCGGUGGAGUGUCUGAAAGAAAAUCCCCGACAAUCCGGCACCGUGAGGAGUCCUCCACCCUUCGCCGCGUCUCACGGCACCACCACCCUGGCGUUCACCUUCCAGGGGGGCGUCUUGGCCGCCGGGGACACGCGCUCCAGCUGCAACGGGCUGGUCGCCAACCCCGAGUCCGAGAAGGUGGCGCCCAUCCACAGUCACCUGGUGGGCACCGGCUCGGGCUCGUCGGCCGACUGCGCCCUCUGGAAGCGGAUCCUGACGCGGGAGCUGCGGCUCCACCGCCUGCGACACGGCCGCCGGGUGUCCACGGGCGGCGCCGCCAAGCUGCUGUGGCGCAUGCUGAUGCCGUUCAAGGGCACCGACGUGUGCGUGGCCACCACCUUGUGCGGGUGGGACGAGGGCGGGCCCGGCCUCUUCUACGUGUGCAGCGACGGCGUUCGGCUCCGGGGAACGCUCUUCUCGGUGGGCUCGGGGUCGCCUUACGCCUACUCGCUUUUGGAUCAGGAGGUGGAGUGGGGGAUGUCGACGGAGGACGCCGUGAGGGUGGCGAGGGAGGCGGUGUACAGAGCGGCGCACCGGGACGCCUACUCGGGCAACUGCGUGGACAUCUACCUCGUCACCUCCGCCGGGUGGACUCGCAGGGAGCGCGAGGACUUGAAGGAGGAAUAUUACAGGGAGCGCAUGAGGGUGCUGAUCCCGUCUAAGGCGGAACGUUCGCAAUUUUGAAAAUGAUACGUCGCUAAAACCCGACACUUGAGGGCGGGGAGUGGUGGGUGCUCAAGUCCUGUACGGCCUUUGCAUGUUCCACCCGCGCCCGGAUGGG